Molecule: messenger RNA, 2210 nt
Organism: Portunus trituberculatus (swimming crab)
Lineage: Eukaryota; Metazoa; Arthropoda; Malacostraca; Decapoda; Portunidae
Exons: 2
Coding region: 1461-1934 (157 amino acids)
Source: RefSeq, a predicted model, not a curated record
GGUGGUGCGGCCCGGUGCUACUCAGACAUCUCUGACUUCAGGCACUGUGGUGUAGUAUAAAGUGCAACUUUGGUAUACUGUGAUGAAACAUUUAUGCUAUUCCUGUCUCUUGUUUGUGUCUUAUCAUUCAACAUAAUCACCCGGCCCUUGUCUAUUUAAGCAGUGACAAUGAGUGAAGAAAGUCACCGUGAGGCAAGGCAGGUCAGAAAAAUCAAGGGACAGAGGCGUGGUUCCAUGGUGUACGUUUUUGAUGACCAAGGUUAUGUCAAGGAUUGGCAGUACAAUGAGAAGCUUCAUGUGCGGUGUCAUUUGUUCAAAAGUGGGUGCCAUAGGCGUGGCCACAUCAACCUGGAGAACAGCACUAUGAUGGUGACCAAAGACCACAACCAUGACUCCCAGGCAAGUUACAUUGAGCAGAUGGAGCUAAAAAUCGUUUAUGAAAGACUCAAUUAAGAAUGAUCCAACACAGAAUGCCAGGCAAGUACCUUGAUAUGCACUAUUGUUAGGUAAGUAGCAAUCGCAAAUUACUACGGUGAUGAUAAUUUCUCUAUAAACAUUGUAUAUAUUGUGCAGACAAAUAAGAUUACACUCAAAAUUUCAUCAAGAUCAAUUCACAGGCACGUGUAUGAUGAACGAUGUGCCAGGGCUCCAGCUUCUGCAGCAACUUCUGUGUCAUUUGAAAGCGUGAGGCGCACACUGCUAAAUGAACUAAACAAAUAUCUUCCUCCUGCUCCAGCCAGCCCCUUGGAGGCAGCAGACUUCUUGGCAUCAAAUACUAUGUUCCAGUCUUUCUAUAAAGGUGUGGCUACCUACAACGAUAACCUUGCCUUGAUAAUGUAUGAGGAUGGUAUAGAGGACAUUGUCAUGCACGUGAAAGAGAUGGCCAUGGAUGCUACAUUUUCUGUUGUACCAGCAAUUUUUGAGCAGCACCUGACCAUUUUCAGAUGCUUUGGAGACAAUUUUCUGCCUAUAUUCCAUGUCCUCAUGACAAGCAGGCAAGGGGAGCUGUAUACUGCAGUUCUUGAUAGGAUUAAGUCUCAGUUAUCUGGACUGGAUCCAACUAUUGUACACAGCGAUUUUGAAGUAGCAAUACACAAUGCUAUAGGUACAGUCUUUUCCAGUGCAAGACUGCUUGGCUGUUGGUUUCACCACAACCAAGCAGUCUUCCGAACCAUCCAGAAGAGGGAUCUGCGGGGGGAAUUUAACAAACCUGGCUCAGUCUUUAAGCUUUGGGCAAGAGGGUUUUUUUUCUCUUCCCCUUUUACCAGCAGACAAGAUUGAGGAGGGUCUGCAGUUUCUCAGAAACUCUUAAGCCACAAAUUCCCAGACAACAAGCUGCUGUGGACAGCCUUAUAGAGUAUUACAACAACUUUUGGUUGAGACGGAUUGGCGUGGACAGGUUGUCUGUGUGGGGACAAGUGCACAGAAUAAAUAAUUCAUGCGAGUCAUAUCAUGCUGUUAUGUCAAAGAAUUUGAAGCCCAAGACAAGGUUUUGGACCUUCAUUGAGUACAUCAAGAGAAAAGCUCUGCGAUUCGAGCUGGAUGUAGUCAGAGUUGCAAAUGGUGUAUCUGUCACACAGCAGCAGGGGAAAACAAUGGCACAGCAGAGGAUCGAGAAAGCUAACAGAGAGUUGCUUGCUGGUGGAACUGUUGAGGCUUUCAUAAAGCGCACGCGUUACCUCGGCAUGAAGAAGAGGGUCCUCAGAACUGACGAACCUGAUGAGGAGGGGCAGCAGCAAGUUGUACAGGUUGGGAAUGAGACUGAGGCUGAAGAGACUGACGAUGUACAGCCUCAUCCUGAACCUGAACCUUUACUUGAAGAGGAGCCAGAGACUGUCUACCAUUCCCCCAUUCACCCUCCCAGGCGUAGCCGUCCACGUGAAGCAGCAGCCACCAAGAAUGCGAAUGGCAGCAUCUCGCCAAGCCAGAACUGAGCAGUCAGACAACAUGGAACCAGGACCAUCAACUCUGCAAUCAACUAGUGACAAAGCUGACUGUGUGGUCUGCUACAGUGCCUCUGUGAAUAAGAAAGAGCCAAUCUGCCUGUUUCCCUGCAGUUACACAACUGUCUGCCUUAGAUGUGUCACAAUUAUAAAUAGCUCUACUUGUAAACAUUGCCCCAUUUGCAGAACAUAAAUUGUAUCUUUCAUAGAAGCUCAUAUGAACUUUUAGUCAUUUUGGUUAUUUUAGUUCUUUUACACGGUACAGUA